AUGAGUGGAAAAAAUAUUAAUAUUGUACAAAAUUACUACAAACCUAAACGCGGAUUUGAAAAUGAAGACCAAAAACGCGAGCAUCAUAACCAAUUGGAAAGAAAGCGCCGAAAUGAAAUGAAAUUCUACUUCGAAAAAUUAAGAAGUACUGUCAAUCAGAUAGAUCAUGCGACUAAACCUGUGAUUUGCAGGAAGAAAAUCUUGACAAAAGCCGCUGACUAUAUCAUGAAGACAGGAAAUAACAUCCAUUUACUUCGAAAUGAUAUAUCGGAGCUUAAAAAGCAAAAUAGUCUUCUAGAAGCUGAAGUAAAAAACCUUGAAAAACAAAAAGCCCUCCUAACGGACGACGAAAGAAAGUUACUCGAUGAGCUUGAUCAAGAUUCAUCAAAGUCGUCGGAGUCGUCGGAGUCGUCGGAGUCGUCGGAGUCGUCGGAGUCGUCGGAGUCGUCGGAGUCUGAUGACGAAUAA
Cotesia congregata is the source of this 468-nucleotide messenger RNA. The record is from the annotation of a GenBank genome assembly. Lineage: Eukaryota; Metazoa; Arthropoda; Insecta; Hymenoptera; Braconidae.